Messenger RNA from Alnus glutinosa, 1234 nucleotides. RefSeq names its product tRNA-specific adenosine deaminase TAD2-like. The transcript is spliced from 9 exons. Gene Ontology annotation, molecular function: RNA binding; zinc ion binding; tRNA-specific adenosine-34 deaminase activity. The record is from RefSeq and is a predicted model, not a curated record. Lineage: Eukaryota; Viridiplantae; Streptophyta; Magnoliopsida; Fagales; Betulaceae. Gene Ontology annotation, biological process: tRNA wobble adenosine to inosine editing. The coding region runs from base 12 to 980 and encodes 322 amino acids.
CUCUCUCUCUCAUGGCGAUUCCCGAAGCCGCUGAGAAUGGGUCCACCACUGCCUCGGACUCCGACCCGCAAAAAAUCCCAUCGGAAGACCCCGCCACAACCACAACAACGGAACCCUCUUCAACAACUACCAAAACCCCGGCCGCCGCCCCGACCGAGCCCGACCCAUCAGCUCAUAACACCGAGUCCGAGUCAGCUCCUGCGUCCGAGCCUCCGGCUCCAGCCACCCCGGCCGAGAAAAAGUGGCCGGGAUGGCCCGGGGACUGCGUGUUUCGGCUCAUCGUGCCGGUCCUCAAGGUUGGUAGCAUCAUCGGCCGUAGGGGAGAUCUCAUCAAGAAGAUGUGCGAGGAGACCCGUCCCCGCAUUCGCGUCCUCGACGGCGCCGUCGGCACUCCGGAUCGCGUUAUGGCAUCUCCUGGGGAAGAGUGCUCUCCUGAUACCCUUGCAUUUAUGGAACUUGCAAUGCAACAGGCAAAGCUUGCUUUGGACAGCCUUGAAGUACCUGUUGGGUGUGUGAUUGUGGAGGACGGGAAAGUUAUUGCCUCAGGAAGAAAUCGAACUACUGAGACACGAAAUGCAACGAGGCAUGCGGAGAUGGAAGCUAUUGAUAUUCUUCUUGAGGGCUGGCAAAGAAACGGACUUUCUAAGUUAGAAGUUGCUAAAAAAAUUUCAAAGUGCUACCUUUAUGUUACUUGUGAACCAUGCAUAAUGUGUGCAGCUGCUUUAUCAACUCUUGGUAUAAAGGAAGUAUUUUAUGGUUGUGCAAACGAUAAGUUUGGAGGUUGUGGAUCAAUAUUGUCUUUGCAUUUAGGUAGCUCUGAGCCAUGUAAAAGCGGUUCUGUUCCACAAGGAAAGGGUUUCAAAUGUAAUGGAGGAAUAAUGGCAUCAGAAGCAGUCUCUCUUCUGCGAACCUUCUAUGAACAAGGGAACCCUAAUGCUCCAAAGCCUCACAGGCCUCUAGCUCACCAGGCAAUGCAUUGAAUUGAAUAUGCACACCCACAAUUUCUGGCAGAAAGUAUUUUGAGUUCUAAAAGCAUAUAUAUGUAUCUUCAAACAUUCUUUUAGGUUUACUUCCAAUUUUCCAAAACAUGUUGACGUGUCCUCUGUUUUUUAGUCUUUUAUGGACUGGUACUUGGACUUUGUAAUAUUUCUUGGGUCUGGGUCAUGGGUUGAUUACAUAUAUACAAUCCCUUUGGGCUUUCAAAAGGCCUUACGGGCUAGGGCCCAUUUUGGUC